Saimiri boliviensis boliviensis (Bolivian squirrel monkey) is the source of this 1666-nucleotide messenger RNA. It is a transcript of the gene RAPSN, whose product is annotated as receptor associated protein of the synapse. Lineage: Eukaryota; Metazoa; Chordata; Mammalia; Primates; Cebidae. Gene Ontology annotation, biological process: positive regulation of neuromuscular synaptic transmission; synaptic transmission, cholinergic. Gene Ontology annotation, cellular component: neuromuscular junction; plasma membrane. The record is from RefSeq and is a predicted model, not a curated record. Gene Ontology annotation, molecular function: protein-membrane adaptor activity; acetylcholine receptor binding.
CCCAACUGGCAGGGACAGCUGCAGACAGGGGCUGAACCAGCUUUGUUCCCAGGGUGGCGCCUGCUCUCCAUCCAGGCCCCGCUCCGGCUCCCACCCAAUACUGCUUUUGUUCCUGGGUUCAGGGGGCAGCCGGCACUCUGAGUCCUGCGCCAUGAGUGCCUAGAGGCACAGAGCCACCAGGGGUCACCCCGCUUGGGGCACAGGGCUUGGGGAGGAUGGGGCAAGACCAGACCAAGCAGCAGAUUGAGAAGGGGCUCCAGCUGUACCAGUCCAACCAGACAGAGAAGGCACUGGAGGUGUGGAUGAAGGUUCUGGAAAAGAGCUCGGAUCUCGUGGGGCGCUUCCGCGUGCUGGGCUGCCUGGUCACGGCCCACUCAGAGAUGGGCCGCUACAAGGAGAUGCUGAAGUUCGCUGUGGUCCAGAUCGACACGGCCCGGGAGCUGGAGGAUGCUGACUUCCUCCUGGAGAGCUACCUGAACCUGGCGCGCAGCAACGAGAAGCUGUGCGAGUUUCACAAGACUAUCUCCUACUGCAAGACCUGCCUUGGACUGCCUGGCACCAGGGCGGGUGCCCAGCUCGGAGGCCAGGUCAGCCUGAGCAUGGGCAAUGCCUUCCUGGGCCUCAGCGUCUUCCAGAAGGCCCUGGAGAGCUUCGAGAAGGCCCUGCGCUAUGCCCACAACAACGAUGACGCCAUGCUGGAAUGCCGUGUGUGCUGCAGCCUGGGAAGCUUCUACGCCCAGGUCAAGGACUAUGAGAAAGCCCUGUUCUUCCCCUGCAAGGCCGCAGAGCUCGUCAACGACUAUGGCAAAGGCUGGAGCCUGAAGUACCGGGCCAUGAGCCAGUACCACAUGGCUGUGGCCUAUCGCCUGCUGGGCCACCUGGGCAGUGCCAUGGAGUGUUGUGAGGAGUCUAUGAAGAUCGCGCUGCAGCACGGGGACCGGCCGCUGCAGGCGCUCUGCCUACUCUGCUUCGCUGACAUCCACAGGAGCCGUGGGGACCUGGAGACGGCCUUUCCCAGGUAUGACUCCGCCAUGAGCAUCAUGACCGAGAUUGGAAACCGCCUGGGGCAGGUGCAGGCGCUGCUGGGUGUGGCCAAGUGCUGGGUGGCCAGGAAGGCACCGGACAAGGCUCUGGACGCCAUCGAGAGAGCCCAGGAUCUGGCCGAGGAGGUGGGGAACAAGCUGAGCCAACUCAAGCUGCACUGUCUGAGCGAGAGCAUCUACCGCAGCAAAGGGCUGCAGCGGGAACUGCGGGCGCACGUGGUCCGGUUCCACGAGUGCGUGGAGGAGACGGAGCUCUACUGCGGCCUGUGCGGCGAGUCCAUAGGGGAGAAGAACAGCCGGUUGCAAGCCCUGCCCUGCUCCCACAUCUUCCACCUCAGGUGCCUGCAGAACAACGGGACCCGGAGCUGCCCCAACUGCCGCCGCUCAUCCAUGAAGCCUGGCUUUGUGUAACUCCCAGCAGCGGGCAUGGGCUUCCUCCUCGACGCUCCAGCUUUUUCUCCACUGCCUGCUGGAGGCCCAUUUACUCCCUUGGGGCAGCUGCCAGUGCAUCCUCACCAUAGCCAGGGCCUGGGGCCUGCCCUCGGCUGCUCCCCUGGGCCCAGCUCCCCUCCCUGCCUCUUUGUACUUUGCUCUUUAUAGAAAAAUAAACUGUUUGUACCUGG